Messenger RNA from Capsicum annuum, 987 nucleotides. RefSeq lists its product as uncharacterized. Gene Ontology annotation, molecular function: transposase activity; DNA binding; zinc ion binding. The coding region runs from base 1 to 987 and encodes 328 amino acids. Gene Ontology annotation, biological process: DNA transposition. The record is from RefSeq and is a predicted model, not a curated record. Lineage: Eukaryota; Viridiplantae; Streptophyta; Magnoliopsida; Solanales; Solanaceae. The transcript is spliced from 2 exons.
AUGGUGGAUAAGGAGAACGAUGCAUUGUGGGGCUUCUUCGUUGAGAAGCUUAAGGCCUUUGUCAUCGACGAACUAGAGCUGUGCGUCAUCUCCGACAGACACGUAAGCAUAGCCAACGGCCUCGCAAGGUAUUAUCCGUUUGCGCAUUACGGUGUUUGUAUGAGGCAUCUCGGUGAAAAUCUCUUAAUAAAUCACCAUUGUUUCUACUCUCUCUAUUUGUACUACCAUGCAGCCAAGGCGUACAUGUUGGAAGAAUUUAAUGACUACUUCAACGCCCUUAAAGAAAGAUUCUCCAGCGCAGUAGCUUUCCUCGAGCAUGGAGUUGUAUUUGAAAAGUGGAGUCGGGCUCACUUUCCAGGUAAUCGAUUCAACGUCAUGACCUCAAACAUCACCGAGUCGCUCAACUCAAUGUUGCGCGACGAAAGAGAGUAUCCAGUGGUGGCCAUUUUCAAUUCAAUUGAACAUAGGUUUAGAGAAAUAUCCAGGAAAAGGUAUAAGGAGGUGGACAAUUCAAAGACAACCUUCAUUCCCGUAGACGAGAUGAUCUUGAGGGAAAAAAUAACCGAGGACGACAAAUUAUAUGUGUACAAUAUAAUCGGAAGCACCGAUGAAUUCACCGUUCUUGGUUACGAUUAUUCCACAAAAGUUAAUCUUUCAAGAUGGUUAUGUUCUUGCAGAAAGUACGACUUGGUGAAAUUGCCAUGCGCUCAUGCAAUGGCAGCAUUGUGUUUGAAGCACGGGGACGAAUACGGCACUAGCAUUUACAACUACUCUUCACAAAUAAAUUCGAAAAAAUCAUACCUCCUUGCAUACUUGGAACCUAUUUGUGCAGCACCACUGAAGUCGGGGUGGAGUGUGGCACAAGAGUAUCUAGAAAUGCAAGUUCUUCCACCCGAUUUCGAUCCCAAAUUCGAAAGGAGGAAGGGUCUUGCCGCCGAUCAACGGCGGAUGGACAGAGAGCUUCAAUGGAUGGCUCGUUUUCUUUGA